This is a messenger RNA of Closterium sp. NIES-67, 598 nucleotides long. NCBI's taxonomy places the organism in Eukaryota, Viridiplantae, Streptophyta, Zygnematophyceae, Desmidiales, Closteriaceae. The record is from the annotation of a GenBank genome assembly.
CCAUUGAAAGAUCGCAGAGAGAGGGUAAGGGACGAGAAGAGAUAUGGCAAAGAGGGGGGAAGGGAUGGGGAGAGAGAUGGCAGAGAGGGGGGAAGGGACAGGGAGAGAGAUGGCAGAGAGGGGGGAAGGGACAGGGAGAGAGAUGGCAGAGAGGGGGGAAGGGACGGGGAGCGAGUUGGCAGAGAGGGAGGAAGGGACGGGGAGAGAGAUGGCAGAGAGGGGGGAAGGGACGGGGAGAGAGAUGGCAGAGAGGGGGGAAAGGACGGGGAGAUAGAUGGCAGAGAAGGGGGAAGGGACGGGGAGAGAGACGGCAGAGAGGGGGGAAGGGACGGGGAGAGAGAUGGCAGAGAGGGGGGAAGGGACGGGGAGAGAGAUGGCAGAGAGGGGGGAAGGGACGGGGAGAGAUAUGGCAGAGAGGGGGGAAGGGACGGGGAGAGAUAUGGCAGAGAGGGGGGAAGGGGCGGGGAGAGGUAUGGCAGAGAGGGGGGAAGGGAUGGGGAGAGAUAUGGCAGAGGGGGGAAGGGAGGGGGAGAGAGAUGGCAGAGAGGGGGGAAGGGACGGGGAGAGAGAUGGCAGAGAGGAGGGAAGGGGCGGGGAG